CGCUUGUGUGUUUGCUACUUAGAUUUGAGGAAAUCUUCAGUUAUUGUCUUUCCGAACAUUACUCUCCGAAAAAAUAUAAAAAAUCAAUCCCAAAUGCAUUAGAAUUUUGACGUUACAGUGCAGUGGCUCCCAGAGAAACGUGAAAAUCAGUGAGAGAAGAAAACGAUGGAGAUGGAAGUGGACAGCGAGAAGAAGCAAGAAUACUUGAAAGAGAAGGACUUGUUCAAAGCAGCUGAAGAAGGUGAUGCUGCAACGUUCCAAGCUCUCUCCGCUGAAACUCUCUCCAAAGCGCUCUCUCUCAGAAACGAAGAUGCUCGCUCCCUUCUUCACGUUGCCGCCUCUUUCGGCCACUCCCAGGUGGUGAAGACACUGUUAUCUUGUGAUGGGUCUGCUUGUGUGGUGAAUAGUGUCGAUGAGGAAGGUUGGGCACCGCUUCACUCCGCCGCCAGCAUUGGGAAUUUGGAGAUAGUAGAUACUCUAUUGAGCAAAGGAGCUGAUGUUAAUCUGAAAAAUGAUGGGGGUCGCUCUGCUUUACACUAUGCAGCCAGCAAAGGUUGGAUGAAGAUUGCUGAAAUCCUCAUCUCGCAUGAUGCCAAGAUUAAUAUAAAGGAUAAGAUUGGUAGCACUCCAUUGCACCGAGCAGCUAGCACUGGUAAAUCUGAUAUGUGUGAACUUUUGAUUGAAGAGGGAGCAGAGGUUGACAUUACGGACAGAACUGGUCAAACUCCUCUGAUGAAUGCUGUGAUUUACCAUAACAAAGAGGUAGCUCUCCUUCUGAUAAGACAUGGAGCAGAUGUGGAUAUGGAGGACAAGGAAGGGUACACAGUACUUGGUCGUGCUACAGAUGAAUUAAGACCUAUAUUAAUCGAUGCUGCCAAGGCCAUGUUGGAGUAAUAUAUCUGUAAGAAAAUGAGAAAAUGUUAUCACUAUAAAAGAGCAGAAUUGUGGUAGUUAUAUUAUUGGAUUCAUUAGUAGUGGUUUUCUGCAAAAACUCAGACCAUCAUACCACUGUUCAGGCAAAAACUCAUCUUUACCUA
Messenger RNA from Vigna umbellata (rice bean), 1037 nucleotides. Its product is annotated as Ankyrin repeat family protein. NCBI's taxonomy places the organism in Eukaryota, Viridiplantae, Streptophyta, Magnoliopsida, Fabales, Fabaceae. Gene Ontology annotation, molecular function: protein binding. The record is from RefSeq and is a predicted model, not a curated record.